AUGGGCCCAUUCCUGGACAUCACCUAUGCCAGCCGCGCCGGUACGCUGUUGGGCGAGAUCUCGCCUUCGCAGAAGCCAGGAGCUGACUUCUUGGAUGAUGGCUUCCCUCCGGGAGCGCCUGACGUUCCACGUGCGCGCCCGCGCCUGAUCUCUCCGCAGUCCACCUUUUAUGAAGACACCGAAGAUUUGCCGGACGACAGGCCUGCGAAGCCGGACCGCGCAACGCAUGAGCUCUACCUGGAGGAGGACGUGCAGAACAAGCCGAAGAAUCUGGAGAUGAGCGUGGAAUUGAAGCGGCGCGGCGCCUUUGGUUUGGACUCAUUGGCCGGAAGGCGUGUUAUCCGAGCCGAUCUCGGCGAAGCUGUCCCACGUCGGAGCACCAGUGAGGGCCGAUAUGGUGUGACGCUGUGA
Molecule: messenger RNA, 411 nt
Organism: Effrenium voratum
Lineage: Eukaryota; Dinophyceae; Suessiales; Symbiodiniaceae
Source: the annotation of a GenBank genome assembly